Molecule: messenger RNA, 1855 nt
Organism: Exophiala oligosperma
Lineage: Eukaryota; Fungi; Ascomycota; Eurotiomycetes; Chaetothyriales; Herpotrichiellaceae
Exons: 2
Coding region: 47-1804 (585 amino acids)
Biological process (GO): N-glycan processing; carbohydrate metabolic process
Cellular component (GO): endoplasmic reticulum; Golgi membrane
Molecular function (GO): calcium ion binding; mannosyl-oligosaccharide 1,2-alpha-mannosidase activity
Source: RefSeq, a predicted model, not a curated record
CAUUGCUUUUUUUUCAAGGUUGACUUCCCUCCUUUUGUCUGCGAGAAUGGCUGGCCCUGCGCGUGCCACCGGUGGAAGACGACUUUGCAACUGUAUCACACUCAUUGCUGUUUCUGUGACCACGCUCCUUCUUUUCCGUCCCAUCGUCACCUUCGUUCUACCUCUAAACAUCGACAAUCCCUUACCUACCACCACCACGGUCAUUCCAAGCGGCUUCAACUGGACAUCCCUAAUCCCUCACAAUCCCCCAAAGUCUAUCACACCCUUGCCGUCGGGUAAAUUCCAUUCUUUCGCCGUUCAACAUGAAUUUGAACCCGAGUCCCCGUCCGACUCCUCGAAACGCUUGUCGCGUCGAACGGCCGUCAAAUCUGCGUUCGACAAAUGCUGGAAAAAUUACAAAGCCCACGCGUGGCUGAGAGACGAGUUGGAACCGUUGUCUGGAUCGGGAAAAGAUACGUAUGGAGGCUGGGCAGCCACAUUGGUCGACUCCUUGGACACCCUCUGGAUCAUGGACCUCCAGUCUGACUUCCGCGAGGCGGUCAAAGCCGUCUCUGUCCUCGACUGGGCCAACACUACGGGAACGGCCUGCAACAUGUUUGAAACCAACAUUCGUUACCUCGGGGGCCUGCUCGCGGCCUUUGAUUUGAGUCAAGAGCCGGUUCUCUUGGCCAAAGCCGUCGAGCUCGGCGACAUGCUGUAUGCCGGCUUUGACACUCCCAACAGGAUCCCUCCUUUUUGGCUCAACUUUGAGCAGGCGAAACAGGGGUCCCUGAUUGCAGAGACGCAUCAGAUCUCGGCGUCUGUCGGGUCAUUCUCUUUGGAGUUCACUCGUUUAUCACAGAUCACAGGCGACCCCAAGUACUACUCGGCCGUUGCACAUCUGACCUCAGUCUUUGAGGAGUCUCAAAACUCCACGGCCAUGCCUGGGAUGUGGCCUACGUUCAUCGAUGCCCGAAAUGCCCGGUUCGAUGAGAAUAGCUUCACACUAGGAGCCUUGGCCGACUCUCUUUAUGAAUAUCUGCCCAAGAUGUACUCUCUGGUUGGCGGCCAAGAGAAGAUAUACGAAAAGAUGUACCUGGAUGCCAUGGAUGCCGUCAAGAAGCAUUUACUCUUUCGACCCACGACCCCGGACAACAAAGAUAUACUCUUCUCUGGCUCUGCCACCGUCAGUCAAGGUGUUGUCACGCUAGGUCAUGAAGGACAACAUUUGAGUUGCUUCGCUGGAGGGAUGUUCAUUCUUGGAGGGAAGCUCUUCUCCCGCCCUGACCAUCUCGACAUUGGUGCAAAACUUACUCAUGGCUGUGCCUAUGCCUAUGAAGCGUUCCCGACAGGGAUCAUGCCGGAGAUAUUCGACAUGAUGCACUGUGCGUCGCUUGAUGGCUGUGAAUGGGACGAACAGCGAUGGCAGAAUCAAGGCAAUCUCGACCUACCACGUGGGUUUGCCCGCGUACAAUCCCCAUCCUACAUCCUUCGUCCCGAGGCCAUCGAGAGCAUCUUCAUCCUGUAUCGCACUACGGGAGACAAAACCCUGCAAGACCUGGCAUGGAGAAUGUUUCAGUCCAUUCAGAAGGCCACGGAAACACCGUACGGUAAUGCUGGUAUUGAAGACGUUAAUGCCGUCAAUGGUAAGAUUCAACAGAAAAACUCCAUGGAGAGUUUCUGGCUUGCCGAAACGCUCAAGUAUUUCUACUUGAUCUUUUCUGAAUCUGAUCUCAUCAAUCUUGAUGAUUAUGUUUUGAACACUGAGGCGCAUCCACUUCGGCGUCCAGUGCCGCAUUAUUCCUCCAGAAUUUCGUAUAAUUGAGGAAUCGCAGAUAGGCGUAACUCAGAUGAGAUAAAUGAUAUAAUGACGUCC